This is a messenger RNA of Rattus norvegicus (Norway rat), 4139 nucleotides long. NCBI's taxonomy places the organism in Eukaryota, Metazoa, Chordata, Mammalia, Rodentia, Muridae. The record is from RefSeq and is a predicted model, not a curated record.
UCCCUAAGAGCAUUUGAAAGCCCAAGAAGCCCUCAAUGUUCCCCAUCCUGCAAUAUAUACGUGUGUGUGUGUGUGUGUGUGUGUGUGUGUGUGUGUGUGUGUUUGCCUGCUGCCAUACCCAGUGUUCUUUCCUCUCACUCCCGAUUUGUUGACAGCCGUCUAAGAACAGAGGCAUCAUCUUUGUCAGAUGAGGGCCUGAAUUAGAAAAGGCUCCACAGCAGCCUUCUCCACAGUCUCCCUGGAGCCUGGCUGCCCUGGAAUGGAAGAAAGGAAGAAGGGAAGGGGAGAGAGGCCUCCUUAAUCUCUUAGCUAGUUUCUGAGAAGCUGAACUCCCUGAGGGCUCCUCCAAGGGUGACCGGAAAUGCUUUUUCUGGUGCCCCUUUUCCAGUGAAAUUGCCUUUGCUCGAGGAACCAAGCUUUUGUUUUUGUAGUGGUUAAGGGUUGAGGUAGGAGAAUAGAGGGUGUGGGUAUUUUCACAGAGUUCUAGGCAGAGCUGCACCAAACCCUGAAAAGAACAGGCCACUGCUUUCUCAAUUGGAGAAGUAAAAUGGCCCAUCCUUACAGGCAGCAAGGGUUUAGUCUGAAUUUGAUUGGCUGCUGCCCCGUGUGUGUGUGUGUGUGUGUGUGUGUGUGUGUGUCUGUCUGUCUGUCUGUCUGUCUGUCUGUCUGUGUCUGUGGUUGAGGUGACAAUGGGAACUUGGCUAGCACGGGCACAGGCUGGAGGCAUGGUCAGGCUAGAGGGUGUGAGGUGGCCUGGCAGUUCCCUGUGGACAGGACUACAGCAAGAGAGGCCCAGUGGCCUCUUUUCCUGUUUCUAAUGAGGAAUUCGUGUGGAUAAGUGUAACUCCCAUGGGGCAGCCACUGGCAGGUUGUCUGUUGUGAAAGGAGGUUUGGUUUUUCCAGGCUCCUGUGGUCCCUGCCUUACCAUUCUUAGGGUUACAGGCAGUUCCUGCAUGACGGCUCUCCUUCAAAUUCUGGCUUCUGCAGGAAAUGGAGGUCUUGCUUUCAGUAGCUUGUUCAUCUUGGGGUGGAUAUGGGCAGGAACCAACUGACUGUCGUAACCCUCUAGAGGGAGAGUGGAAGGAAACCUCAGUUGGGAGGAGGUUGCCUUCUAGAGCAAGAAUUGGCUAAGAGAUGAGGCUGAAAAGUUCCCGAGUCACUGACCCUGCCGAGCACACCAUAUCUAGCCCAGUUGGGCUUGCUUCAGGAUGUCAUUCAUUAGUUCAAUCAACAAAUAUCAACUGAAUUCCUCUUCCUCUCCAGUGCUUUGAUGGAUGCUGGGAACAUUUGGCAAAGCUGGAGUCACUGCCCUUAACGACAGGAAAGAUUAAAAUAAGUUACUACAGAGUGAGAGAGGACACAGCUGGGCCUUCCCUGGGAUUGGGGUGGAGUGUGACUGCUCUCCUAAAAAGAUGCUGGGGCUGAAGCUGAGCUUAGCUUAGGUGUCGAUGGGCAUUGGGGAGCUUCUGGCUGAGGACCUGGAAAAAGGUAGACCGGGACUACUCCAGGUCAGACCAUCUUGUUAAAAGGGUUCAUGGGAGUCUUUGCUCACCAGCCACUGGUCCUCCACAUCUCUUAGAAAUAUCUGGAGAUAUGGAAAAGCCUCACAGACACUGGGCUGUGGCUGCCCCAUGGCUGCAGCGGUAUGAAGGGGACCAGCCACCCUGGUUACCAGUCACGGCCGGGAACCUACCACUCUAGGAAGUAGCUGGAAUGUUUUCUAAGGCUAGGUUCCCUGGAGGCAAGCUGACCAGACAUGAGGAGGGCAGAGCUUGCUACUCUUCAUUCCAGGGCCUGUGAAUGAGCUUCUGUGAAGGUGUUGAUGGUGCAUGUUCCAGUUCUGGCUGCUUCUGCAUCCCAGAGUCUGGAGUCUUGGAAUUCCACGCAUCUCUCCUGCUUUCUACCGGGGCUGUCUUGAGCCCCAAGCUCUGAACACCCUAACCACAGUGGGGUCUGGGUGAACUUGUCUGGCAGCAGGCAAUAUGGAAGAAAGAAAGUGCCAGGGGUUCCCAGGACUGCUCAGUAUUCAGGGGACAGGCCCAGCCACUGACUAUAAAUGCUACCCUAUAGCUUCUCUUCAUUCUCUGAAUUACAUAAGGUCACUCCCCGGUCACUCAUCUCUAAACACUUCAGUGUGCUUCUCUGAAAAACAUGGACAUGCAUAUAUAGUAAAAUUCCAUUAUCUCACUGAAUAAAAUCAGUUUUUCAGACUGGCUUCAAACUCUCUGUUUAGCUGAGGAGGUCAGAAAGGCUUCGGUCCCUUGGUUUUUUUUUUUUUUUUUGGUUCUUUUUUUUUCGGAGCUGGGGACCAACCCAGGGCCUUGCGCUUCCUAGGCAAGCGCUCUACCACUGAGCUAAAUCCCCAACCCUCGGUCCCCUGGUUUUAAGCUGCUGUGUGAAUGCUGGGAGUUGAACCUGGGUCCUUGGUAAGAGCAAAAAGUGUUCUUAACCAUUGUUCAAGCCCUUCUUAAUAUAUUUGAAUUAAAUUAAUUUGCACAGUGCUGUGGCAUUGCCACAUGUUAAGCAGGCACUCUACUGUGGUGUUCUAUCUCCAGGUUUCCAAAUGUUGGUCUGUGUCUCCUUUCUUAAUAGAACCUCACUCCAUCGACCAGGCUAGCCUCAGACUCACAGAGAUCCACACGCCUCUGCAUUCCAAGCGCUAAGACCAAAGCCACACCACCAUGUUCCGCUUCCAUGCCCACCUCCCAGACUUAGCUCAUCUUUAAUUGACUCAGACUCCGGUCCUCUGCAAGAUCUCAGGCUGCCCCUGAGCUGGGCCACAGUGGUCAGCCAUCCUCACAGAGAUUCAGUGUCAUCAGCUCUGAAGACUUUGACCAGGAGCUUAUUGUGAAACCUAUCAAAGUGAAGAAGAGGAGGAGGAAGCGCAAGCCAGUAGGUACUUGAACAUACGAGUCCUGUUGGCACUUUGGCAACUGAAGCUAGCCUGAUGAGUCUUAGGUUCCUACUGCUGUCUCUGGAGCAUGGCAGGCUGCUGAGCUUGAGUGGCAGUGUCAAGUAGGAGCUGUGUGUCUUGCCCAGGGGCAGGGAGGGUGUCCAUGGCUGCAGCCAACAGAGGCAGUAAGCCCAGAGUCCGAAGUAUCCGCUUUGCCGCAGGCCAUGAUGCAGAAGGCUCCCAGAGCCACGUCCACUUUGAUGAAAAGCUGCAUGACUCGGUGGUCAUGGUUACUCAGGAGAGUGACAACAGCUUUCUAGUCAAGGUAGGCUUCCUGAAGAUCUUGCACAGGUAUGAGAUUACUUUCACGCUGCCUGCAGUGCGCAGACUGAGCAAGGACAUCCGUGAGGCCCCUGUCCACAGCUUGCACCUCAAGCUCCUCAGUGUCACGCCCAUCCCUGAAGGUUACAGCAUCAAGUGUGAGUACUCAGCUCACAAAGAAGGUGUCCUCAAAGAGGAGAUGCUCCUGGCCUGCGAGGGUGACAUAGGCACCUGCGUGCAUGUGACGGUGCAAGCACGGGUCAUGGACCGGCACCACGGUACACCCAUGCUGCUGGAUGGUGUCAAGUGUGUGGGCGCCGAGCUGGAGUAUGACUCGGAACACAGCGACUGGCACGGCUUCGACUGAGGCCUGGGGCUGUGCCUGCCUGCCUGCCUGCCUGCCUGAGCCCCUGAGCCUUAAAGUCCACCUGCUCCCCGACAUGCUGCGUGAUGGUGUGGCUUCCUCACCUCUCCCCUGGUGGGCAUGGCAGGGUUAGACCUUGCUCAUGCCCCCCCACUUCUGCCUUCAUUCCUACCACACCCUGCCUCUCCACAGUCUCCUCCCCCACUUCCUCCUCUCCCAUGUGCCUGAGUCUCCUGACAGAAGAAAUGGGUUGAGCCCUGAGGAGGCUGUCUGAGAGGAGGGACCUGGGGUGGGACUUACCUCUUCCACCCCAAGCCAUAGGGGCUCUAGCUAGGGAUUGGGGGAGGACCGAGUGGCUGUCUCUGUGACAUUGAUGCCCCAUUGCUGCUGCUAUUGUCGUCUCCCUUCUCCACCUCUGCUGCCCUCAUCUUCUUCCCCACUGCUGUUCGUGUGGUGAGGAGGUACAGUUCCUAGCUCCUACCCCUCAGGUCUGUGGUACUUGGUUUUUAAAUGACUGGUUGGGAUAGAGACCUCAAUAAAUAAAAACUCUAGUAGAUUUCA